UAGCUCCAGGGCAGAACUUACAGAUCUGCCAUAAUGCAAAUCACCAUUAAGUUCUAGGCCUUUGAACCUUGUUUUUCUGCUCUUCUGUCCUGGUUCCAGGUCACAACCUCCUCUCCCCCUCCCCAAGUAAGAAGAGGCCACAUAAAAGAGCUAUCAGCCAGUUCCUCACACACUCAACUCAAACACCUUCAGAGCAGCGGAAGGUGCAGGAUGAUCUCCAGGGGCUCAGCGUCUGCAGUCAUCACGAUGAACUCAGAGAUGCCUCUGUUGAAGGUUUCGGUGGCUUCGUUGGCUCCUUUCUGAAGCUGCUUGUAGUUACAUGACUGCUCCAUUCACCAGAGAGGAUGAUCCUGAGAGGAUGGAGAGGAAGGCCCAAUAGUUUCUUGUUGAGUUAUGUUUCAGGUCUACAGGAUCACUACAAACUUCUGGAGAUGCACAGUAAGCUCUAUGAGUAGUAUCCACCAAGUCUUUUCUGUCCACUUGGAAUCAGAAGACAGCUUCCUCACUUCUUGAACAGAUCUUCUUACCAAUAAAAUCUUCAAAACCUCUGCAACUUCUUCAACUUUGGGUCAUCUAUUUAAAUGAAAGUUUUAAGAGUCCACUAACUAAUAUCUGGCCAUCAACUUUCUCAAGUCUUACUGAGUAACCCAUCUCCCAUAACUCACUCUGGAAUCACUCUGGCACUCUGGCUUAGGGUCAGGACCAACACUUUCAUUGUAUUAUAAUAUUACAUAUGUUCUUACGUAAAAACAUCAGGAUCCUUGAUAUGUUCAGCUAUUCCAAGUUUAUAGAAAUUCUGAGACCGAACAUACACAGGGUAUCCCUAGGUAGUGAAAUCUAAUGCUUAUCUGUUUCCUUUUUGUAUUUUGUUGUCGUCAUUUGACAAAUUAUACAAGCUGAAGAUUUAUUGCUUUUUAAUCAGAAAAGAAAGAAAUGGAUUUUUAAAAGAAGCAAUUUUGCAAAGGAAAUGGCUUGUAAUGUGAGUUGAGGAAGUAGUCUACAGAAGCCAAUGGCUAGCUUGAUACGUUGUUAGGUGCCAGAGGGUGAAAAGGAAAAAUAGGAGAAAGAAUAACCCAAUAUUCACAAGAAAUUUCUAUCUCCUUCUGAUCCUAGUCCCCUGAAUUCCUGUUCUACCUCAGGUGGCAUUAGGAGAAGACCUAUCUUCUGCCAGAAGUUAACCCAAACACACAGAGUGACAACCAUGAAGCCCCAGGUUCUCCUACACAUCAUGCUCACAAAUGGGUUUGUGAUGCUUCUGCCUGUGCUGGGAGGUGUCAAGGACAAGACUUUUUUUCCAGUUGGAAGAAGAGCCACUGAGCAGUGCUGGGUACAGCCUCUGUUAAAGUAUUGUAAGAAGAGGUGCACUAAAUUACAGGAGUGUUUAUCUCCCAAUCAUACAUGUUGCUGGACCUUCUGUGGAAAUAUCUGCUUGGACAAUGAAGAACCCUUUAAAAGCAUGCUAAACCCCUAGGUUCUAGCAGGCCCACCACUAGUGUGGACUAGAGGAUGACAGUUUAACCUAAGAAGAGUGCUACCUGGCUCCCUACUGGGUUAUUCACUUGCCCUGGCUGAGGAUCCUUCCGUUCUCCCCUUGAUCUCUUUGUCCUGAGAAGAUCCAAGUGUCUGCCAAAUAAACUGCUAACCAACCUGAGGGCCCUGCUUUGUCUUAUGCUGCAUUCCUGUAGUUACCUUCUGUUUUAUGAUGACCAACUGUUGUUCCCAUCUGAUCACCAUUGGGUGUAUAGGCACCCAACUCUGCCUUCCCGGUUAGACCUAUAUAUUAAUCAAUAACCUCACAGCUGUAACAAAAAUGCAGAGAUUUAUAAAUAUCCCAGUAAAUGAAGUAAAAGCUUAUUCUCAAUUCACUGAGCCUGUGCAGUGAAUGACCCCAUGCCAUGUAUGAUUCAAAAUCCUGCAUCCUUCUAUCUAUAACUCAAUCAUUAUUCAGGGUGGCAUCUGCAACCAGACAGCAGAUUGGAGAAAAUGGAAGUAUGGAGGCUCUUACAGAAGCUUUUUAAGGGACAAGCAUAGAAAGGGAACUCUAUUUUUAUCUACAUUCUGUUUGCCAUAAGGUCAUCACACAGUCUUCUUAUUUGCAAAGGAGACUGGCAGAUAUAAUCUAUCUGUAUUCCCAAGACAAUACAAAGCAGGGUUUGGUGAACUCACAGCAGUCUCCGAUUUAUCUAAUAAUAGAGAGCCAAACUCCUCAAGGAAGACCCAAUACCCUGCCCUCCACAUCACUGUCCAAUGGAGCAAGCAUCCCCCUGUCAUUAGAGUAGGCAUUACUGCCCCCAAGGUGGGCACUCUGAGCUUCCAGAAUGAUCCUUCCUUCUGCUGUGUCUGUAUCCUCUUACUCCAUACUCUAGCCUAUUUUGUCUGCCUGGCAGUUUAUACUUGGCUAUAGUACUCAUAUACUGGAUGUCUGGUAAUGCAAGGCAGGCUUUCCAGCCCAUGCUGUCCCCCUAGCAUGUAUUUGAAUUUCUACCAUAAGUAUCUUGAAGGUCAAAAAAAAAAAAAAGUAUCUUGAAGGUCAUUUUAAU
Molecule: messenger RNA, 2540 nt
Organism: Canis lupus familiaris (dog)
Lineage: Eukaryota; Metazoa; Chordata; Mammalia; Carnivora; Canidae
Product: protein WFDC9-like
Exons: 5
Coding region: 1202-1471 (89 amino acids)
Source: RefSeq, a predicted model, not a curated record